AAUCAAUCAGUACAUUUUGUCUCCCACGUGAUCACAUUUUUGAAGCCAUAAAGGAUGGACCCAUGUCCACAAACCUAAAAUCACAAGCACCCCCCUCCCCCCACGGAUCAGCAAGUAGUUCUCUAAUAAUCAUGCUGCCAUCUGCAUCCUCUUCUUCGCUCAAUGCAACUGCAGCUGCUUCUACAGAUGUCUUUGACAUUGGAAAGCACAGCACAGUGCUUCUGAAUGUCGAGCCUGCUGAGGAGACGACUUACUUCUUUUUUAAGAAGUCAUCGUCAUCCUCAUCUUCUGGUAAUGACAGUAAUGAUCAUCGGCCCCCAAAGCCGCUGUUGAUUGCUGCUCCUUCUGACAACGGAGAAUUCCCGGUGCUGCAGUUCCUCCAUGGUUACCUCUUCCAUAACUCCUUCUACUCCCAGCUUCUCCAACACGUCGCUUCCCACGGCUUUAUUGUCGUUGCUCCCCAGUUAUAUUAUAUGGCUGGAGCGGACGCAACUGAUGAAAUAAACUCUGCUGCUGAAAUUACAAACUGGUUGCCCCAAGGCCUCCAAGACUUUCUCCCCGCCCAUGUCCUCGCCAACCUGAAGAAGCUAGGACUUGCUGGCCACAGUCGUGGUGGCAAGGUCGCCUUUGCACUAGCCCUGAACAAAGUAGCCACCGCCACCACCACCUUAAAAUUUUCAGCCUUGAUUGGCAUAGACCCUGUUGAUGGAAGAGACAAAGGGAACCAAACCCAGCCUCCGGUCCUCACCUACAUCCCUCGGUCCUUCGAUCUUGAUAUGGCUGUGCUGGUGAUUGGUUCGGGCCUCGGCGAGGUGAAAAGGUGCCUUCUCAUGCCUGCCUGUGCCCCCAAGGGAGUUAACCAUGAAGACUUCUUUGAAGAAUGCAAAGAUCCUGCAGGCUAUUUUGUGGUGAAGGAUUAUGGUCACGUAGACAUGAUGGAUGAUGACACUGAAGGAUUUAUAGGCAAGGCUUCUAAAUGUAUGUGCAAAAAUGGGAUGUCAAGGGAGCCUAUGAGGAGGUUUGUAGGGGGGGCUGUGGUUGCUUUCAUGAAAGCUUAUAUGCAUGGAGACUUUGGGGACUUGGUGGCCAUUAUAGAGGGGAAGGCUAUGCUGCCUGUGGAGCUCCAGAAGGUUGAUUUUCAUGUGUGAAGCUUGGUUAAGAUUAUCUCUAAUUGGGAGCUAGCCUAGCGCGAACUUCGAUUUGAAUUUGUGUGGGUUUAGCUAUCCAAAUCUAUUUGAAUUGUCUAAACUUAAUUUAGCAUAUUUAAAAAUCUAAGUUAAUUCACUUAUUGCCAAAAA
Malania oleifera is the source of this 1298-nucleotide messenger RNA. RefSeq names its product chlorophyllase-2-like. NCBI's taxonomy places the organism in Eukaryota, Viridiplantae, Streptophyta, Magnoliopsida, Santalales, Ximeniaceae. Gene Ontology annotation, molecular function: chlorophyllase activity. The transcript has 2 exons. Gene Ontology annotation, biological process: chlorophyll catabolic process. Bases 63 to 1148 code for a protein of 361 amino acids. The record is from RefSeq and is a predicted model, not a curated record.